Molecule: messenger RNA, 1689 nt
Organism: Toxoplasma gondii ME49
Lineage: Eukaryota; Apicomplexa; Conoidasida; Eucoccidiorida; Sarcocystidae
Product: DnaJ domain-containing protein
Exons: 1
Coding region: 497-1630 (377 amino acids)
Source: RefSeq, a predicted model, not a curated record
AUUCUUGUGAGAGGCGCUUUCUCUAGUUCGGAUGUGUUUGCAUUGUCCCACGACGUUCUGUGCAUCUGUUCUUCUUGGCACACCCGCUUGCUCAGCGAAGAAUAUUUUCCACAAAGGUCGUGUGCUGCCUUCUUUUACCUAGGAACGUCUCCGUGUCACUCCGACGCUUGCAUACACGACACGCACGCCUGCUGGACUUCUCACAUGGACAUUUCCGCGUUUUUGGCUCUCCUGUAAAUCGGUUUAGUGUGAUUUAUGGUCGUGCCGUGGUGAUUCAAACGGCACGUGUGCAUAUGUCCGCUAGCAACCCCGACACUGCUCGGUGCACCGCUUCGGACGUGUGGCUCACGAAACUGUGAUCGGUUCGCUCUUUUUUCAUCACAAAGCGUUUCUGGCCUCGAAGGAUACGUCCAACCUGCAGUCUGCCAGCUCCAGGUCUUCCACAACCACUGUACAGCGACAGCGUAACAGGGAAUCAGAUGGCAGGGUCGGCAGCAUGAACCGAUGCAGCUUGGUUGCUGCCGCCACUCGCCUCACGAUUGCUGCCAAUUUUCGUCAGCUGGCGGGAAAGAGAGCUUUUUUUGGAGGGGCAGCGAAGCAGCCAGACAACUUCGGGCCUCUCACUGGAAGGAUCGCGCGUUUGUCUUCGGCGUCUUCCGACGGAAGGUCGGCAAACAUAGGGCGUUUGCACCUCGAAUCGCACCCGCCUUCUUGGCCACGAGGGACGCUGCCGCCCGACCCCUUUGAAUUGCUUGGCUUGGCAAAAAAAGAUCCAACCGUGCAGGAGCUGCGACAGGCUUAUGCUAAACUUGUGAAGCAACUUCAUCCGGACCUAGCUGUUUCUCCACCAAAACUGACAAUCGAUGAUGCACGGUGGGCAUACGACGCAGCAAUAGCUGCCCUGGAAACGCCGCAAGCGUGGCGGCGACAGGAAUGUUGGAGGAAAGGCGAUUCCUUCAAAGAACAGCCGAACCACAGAGACAGCGAACAACCAACGAUGCCCGACAAACGCGAGAGCUACCGGGCAACACGUUUGCAACGGUGGCGACUGCGACAGAGUGAAGCAGCAGCGUUCUGGAACGAGCGCCAUAGAGAUGAAAACAGUGAAGGUGUAACGGAUGGCCGCGGGCCAGAAGAAAAGACACUUUUUUGUGGGCUCUUCCAGCGUCGAUUAAGGGAAGAAGACAGAUCGUUUUCGAAACAAGGGUGCGACAGUCUUGGAUCCUCAAGUGUGGUGGAACAGCGGGCUGCAGCAAGACGGAAACAGGGGCUAUCGACUCAACCGCCGCAAGCAAAGCAAUGGAACACCAACGAUUUCGCCCGUAUACAGCACCAAGAAUUAGAAGAACUGGGGCUGUCGACUAGAGUUGUCGAGGAGUUAGGUCUGGUAAGACACAAGCAGACAGACGACACGCCCGUCUCGAACCUAAAUGAAACAAAGCCCGCAGCGUCGGCGUCCCGUGGUUCCUCACUAUUUAGAACCGGGGAUCAUCUUUGCAAGAACGAGAAACGGGGGGGACAAGACCGAAUUUCCAACGCCAGUGGCAACCAGGUCUUUUUUCCUGCAGUUGCAGGUGCUGUAGUGUUAGCGGUUUCCUGUUUCUCCUUGUUCGCUGCAACUCCAACUUAACUUCGGUAGCCAAAGGUGCGUACACUUUUGGCAGAAACACGUAUGAGCGUUUGAAACAA